AUGACUCUCACCAGCGAUCUCAUCAACUACGCCAUCUUCAUCCCAUGCGUCGCCUUUAUCUCGCACACGAUGUUGAGGACGGCUCAAAGCGAAUUUGUACCGGAGUACCGCGACUGCGUCAUCGGCACUGUCAUCGGCACCGUUUUUGCACAGAGUGUAGGAUACAUGUUCAAUUGGGUGAAGCGCAGGACCGGCGGGCCCCCGGGUCCGGAGCAGGCCAGAGCGGCUUGA
Molecule: messenger RNA, 231 nt
Organism: Didymosphaeria variabile
Lineage: Eukaryota; Fungi; Ascomycota; Dothideomycetes; Pleosporales; Didymosphaeriaceae
Exons: 2
Coding region: 1-231 (76 amino acids)
Source: RefSeq, a predicted model, not a curated record